CCGAAUCCUUGGAAAGUAGGGUUAGUGAUGACUGGAUGAGUGAUGAGAUAAGGAGCCGACUGUUAGUUUUGAGCUCUCAUUUAACCCGUUUGCCAUCGGAGUCUUCCCUCAUGGCUUCGGAGAAAGAAGCUGCCCUUGCUGCUGUUCCCUCUGAUUCUCCUACGAUAUUUGACAAAAUCAUUAACAAGGAAAUCCCAUCUACAGUGGUGUAUGAGGAUGAUAAGGUUUUAGCAUUUAGGGACAUAGAUCCCCAGGCUCCUACACACAUUUUAAUAAUUCCAAAAUCCAAGGAUGGCCUAACUGGAUUGUCUAAGGCUGAGGAGAGGCACUGUGAAAUCCUUGGCCGCCUUCUUUAUACUGCAAAGCUUGUUGCAAAACAGGAAGGACUGGAAGAUGGCUUCAGGAUUGUGAUUAAUGAUGGCCCUAAAGGAUGUCAAUCUGUGUAUCACAUUCAUGUCCACCUCCUUGGAGGGCGCCAAAUGAACUGGCCUCCAGGCUAAAUGAAGUUAAUAUUUGAGACCAUAUUUCAUGGUAGUGCGCAUUGAAUGUUUUGAUAAAUAAUCGAAAGCAGACACAUUGGUUACAAAUAGCUUUCAUGUAAACGAUGUGACUAUCAUUGUGCUGGAGGCGCCCGGCUCAUGAACAGGGGAAAACUAAUGAACCUUGUGGAAAUAUUACUUGGAAUGAAGAUGUGGUUUGGUUAAUAUUAUUCCUUCUUUUUAUA
Molecule: messenger RNA, 724 nt
Organism: Durio zibethinus
Lineage: Eukaryota; Viridiplantae; Streptophyta; Magnoliopsida; Malvales; Malvaceae
Gene: HIT3
Product: HIS triad family protein 3
Molecular function (GO): catalytic activity
Source: RefSeq, a predicted model, not a curated record